Messenger RNA from Chenopodium quinoa (quinoa), 4815 nucleotides. RefSeq names its product cellulose synthase A catalytic subunit 8 [UDP-forming]-like. Lineage: Eukaryota; Viridiplantae; Streptophyta; Magnoliopsida; Caryophyllales; Amaranthaceae. Gene Ontology annotation, cellular component: trans-Golgi network; plasma membrane. The coding region runs from base 108 to 4544 and encodes 1478 amino acids. The record is from RefSeq and is a predicted model, not a curated record. Gene Ontology annotation, molecular function: peptidyl-prolyl cis-trans isomerase activity; cellulose synthase (UDP-forming) activity; protein binding. The transcript is spliced from 25 exons. Gene Ontology annotation, biological process: cellulose biosynthetic process; protein peptidyl-prolyl isomerization; plant-type primary cell wall biogenesis.
CUCAUCCAAAUUUGAUAAUCACCCUCUGGCCUCUAGUCUAGUCCUCGACUCCUCGACCCUCUUGCCCAGGUGACUAGCUAGGCGAGACAGUCGCAACAACCAAAGUGAUGGAGGCUUCACGGACUCCGAGACGACUGAAGGGUCACACUGCCACCGCCACUUCCUGCAUCUCCUCUCGUCAACGCCCUUCUGUCGUUUUCACUGCCGCCGAGGAUGGUUGCUUGUGUUUGUUUGACUUGAGAUGCAAAGAUGUUCAACAAAUUAUGAAGUUAGGCAAUGAUGCUAUUUCGUCUUUGUGUUUCAAAGAAGGGAAUGAAAAUAUGAUAUACAUUUCUUCUGGGAUAGACAUCAGUUGCUUUGAUGUUCAAAUGGCUACUUUUGAGAAGCCCAUGGAGUGCUACAAAUACAACAAAGAGGAAAUUAACCAGAUAUCAUGUAACUUGAAGUCAUCUUUUCUUGCUGCUGCAGAUGAUAGCGGUGAUGUGAAGAUAAUUGAUAUCCAACGGCAAUGCCCUUUCAAAACAUUGAGAUCUGGUCAUGAUAGUAUAUGUAGCAGUGUUCAGUUUGUUCCGUGGAAGCCUUGGGAAGUUAUUACUGGAGGUCUGGAUUCUAAGAUGAUCAUGUGGGGUUUUUCCAAGGGACGGCCAUUCCUUGUUGUGGAUUUUGGGAAUCUGGAGGAAAGCACUAAAAACACCGGACAGUUUUACAACCCAGCUUUCAUCCAUGCUAUAGCUGUUCCUGAAAUGGACAUGUUGGAUAAGUUAGGAAAGGCAUGCGCCGUUGCAAGAGGAGAUGGGAUUGUCAGCUUGAUCAAUAUAGAAGCAGAGCUUGCUGCUGUUAAGUCAAAAGGGCUUUCCAAAAACGAUAAAUGUCCCCAAGGCAGGUCAAGUAAUGCUGCUGCAGUCUCAGAUGUUAAACGAAAUGAGAUGAAAAGGUUGCAUUUGGAUUAUACACUCGGAGGCCAUUCUGCAGCUGCUUCUUGCGUGACAUUUUCAACAUUUGGAGAGAGAGGGAAGUUCAUAAUAUCUGGAGGAAAUGAUAAAUCAGUUAAGGUCUGGGAUUGGUCUCGGUAUCUUGAUGAGGCUCAAAUAAGUGCGGACUCAACUUCAGUAAUUAGCAUUGAUUUGCCAAAAAAAGUUAACUGGCUGUGCACUACCCCGACUGAUUCAGACAACCUUGUUGUUUGUGAUACAUCCAAAGUGGUAAAGGUUUAUACUCUUGCUGCUCGUUUUUUUGAAGAUGAGAUACACUCUCAUCUCAAACACUCCAAGAAGGGUACUGUCGCAAUGGCUAGCGCUGGCAAGAAUCUCAAUGCAUCACAAUUCUAUAUAACUUUAAGGGAUGACAUUCGCUACCUUGAUGGCAAACAUACUGUUUUUGGGAAUGUUGCAGAAGGUCUCGAUGUCCUAGUGAAAAUAAAUCAAGCUUAUGUUGAUGAUAGGAGGAUACGCUUUGAUUUUAGUCAAAGUGCUUAUAAAGAAUGGCAUAAAUAUAGGUUCAAGAUGACCCGAUCAAGAUCCCUUCGACCUAAGAAGAAUCCUAGAUCCUUUGUGCACAAGCCUACAAUGGGUGGACGAAGAAGAAAGAAAGAAAAGCAGUCAAAGAUGAUGCAAUCUGGCCUUCCACAGUGCAACACUUGCGGCGAGCCAGUAGGACUUGAUUCGAAUGGAAAUGUGUUUGUGGCUUGCCUUGAAUGCAAUUACCCUGUUUGUAAGGCUUGUGUUGACUAUGAGAUUAAGGAAGGUAAAAAGGCUUGCUUUCGUUGUGCUGCUCCCUAUGAAGAUAAUGUGACAUAUGAUGAGGCCGGUGUUGAGGCAUCUGGUAGUCACAAGAACAAAACAACCCAUCUUACUAAUGAGCAGGAUCAUGGCCUACAUGCUCGAAACAUGAGCACCAUCUCCACAGUUGAUAGUGAAUUGAAUAGUGAAUCUGGAAGCUCGAUAUGGAAGCAUCGAGUGGAGAGUUGGAGAGAAAGGAAAGACAAGAAAAAAAAGAAUGUUAAAGAGUCUAAAGCUUCAAAAGAAGUUGAACAAAUUCCACCUGAACAACAGAUGGAGGAACAGCAGUUUUCAGAGGCUGCUGCACAACCACUUUCAAGAAUUAUUCCGAUCCCAAGAACCAAGAUCACCUCAUACAGGAUCAUGAUCAUUGUGCGGUUGAUCAUUCUUGCACUAUUUUUCCACUACAGAUUAACUAAUCCUGUGGAUAGCGCCUUUGGUCUAUGGCUCACUUCUGUUAUCUGUGAGAUCUGGUUUGCUUUUUCCUGGGUUUUGGAUCAGUUUCCUAAAUGGCAGCCCAUCAAUAGGGAGACAUUUAUCGAUCAGUUGUCCUUGAGGUACGAAAGAGAAGGAGAACCUUCACAGCUUGCAGCUGUGGACUUCUUUGUGAGUACGGUGGAUCCAUUGAAAGAACCGCCUAUAAUCACAGCAAAUACUGUACUUUCCAUCCUUGCAGUGGACUAUCCUGUUGAUAAAGUCUCCUGCUAUGUAUCUGAUGAUGGUGCUGCAAUGCUUACCUUUGAAUCACUUGCUGAGACUUCUGAAUUCGCGAGGAAGUGGGUUCCUUUUUGUAAGAAAUAUGAGAUUGAACCGCGAGCUCCUGAGUUUUACUUCUCACAGAAGAUUGACUACCUUAGGGACAAAGUGCAGCCUUCUUUUGUGAAGGAACGCAGAGCAAUGAAAAGAGAUUAUGAGGAAUACAAGGUGAAGAUGAAUGCUUUAGUUGCCAAGGCACAAAAAACCCCAGACGAAGGCUGGACUAUGGCAGAUGGAACACCUUGGCCAGGAAACAAUACUCGUGAUCAUCCAGGAAUGAUCCAGGUUUUCCUUGGAAAUACUGGUUCUCCUGACAUAGAAGGUAACGAACUUCCAAGGCUCGUAUAUGUUUCAAGAGAAAAGAGGCCAGGAUUUCAACACCACAAGAAAGCCGGUGCUGAGAAUGCUUUGAUCAGAGUAUCUGCAGUCCUCACAAAUGCUCCCUACAUUCUGAACCUUGAUUGUGAUCAUUAUGUCAACAACAGCAAGGCAGUUCGCGAGGCAAUGUGCUUCCUGAUGGACCCUGUAGUCGGUCAGGAUGUUUGUUAUGUUCAGUUCCCUCAAAGAUUUGAUGGUAUUGACAAGAGUGAUCGUUAUGCCAACCGAAAUGUUGUCUUCUUUGAUGUUAACAUGAAAGGACUUGAUGGGAUUCAAGGGCCAGUUUAUGUCGGAACUGGUUGUGUGUUCAAUAGACAAGCACUAUAUGGCUAUGGACCACCAUCACUACCUAGUUUAUCCAAAUCAUCCUCGUCUUCCUGUUGUUGCUGCCCUUCCAAGAAGAAGGAAGAAAAGGAUGUCUCAGAGCUUAACCGUGAUUCAAAACGUGAAGAUCUAGAAUCUGCCAUAUUUAACCUCAAGGAGCUCAACAAUUAUGAUGAAUAUGAUAGAUCAAUGUUAAUCUCUCAAACAAGCUUUGAGAAGACAUUUGGAUUAUCCACUGUGUUCAUCGAGUCUACAUUGAUGGAGAAUGGAGGUGUUCCAGACUCUGCUAACUCGCCAACAUUGAUCAAGGAAGCGAUACAUGUCAUUAGCUGUGGGUAUGAAGAAAAGACAGCCUGGGGAAAAGAGAUUGGAUGGAUAUAUGGAUCUAUUACAGAAGAUAUCUUGACAGGGUUCAAGAUGCAAUGCCGAGGAUGGAGAUCAAUAUACUGUAUGCCCUUAAGGCCUUGCUUUAAAGGGUCUGCACCAAUUAACUUGUCUGAUAGACUGCACCAGGUCCUUCGUUGGGCUCUUGGAUCAGUGGAAAUUUUCUUUAGCAGACAUUGUCCUCUUUGGUAUGGAUUUGGAGCUGGCCGCCUUAAGUUGCUUCAGAGAUUGGCAUACAUUAAUACCAUCGUUUACCCCUUUACUUCCCUGCCUCUUGUUGCCUACUGUACAUUGCCUGCUAUCUGCCUCCUCACCGGAAAGUUCAUAAUUCCUACUCUAUCAAACCUGGCAAGUGUGCUCUUCUUAGGCCUCUUCACGUCCAUCAUACUCGUCAGUGUGUUAGAACUAAGAUGGAGUGGAGUAGGCAUUGAGGACUUGUGGAGGAACGAGCAGUUCUGGGUCAUUGGAGGAGUCUCAGCUCACCUGUUUGCUGUCUUCCAAGGACUGCUGAAGAUGCUUGCAGGACUAGACACCAACUUUACUGUCACGUCGAAAUCAUCUGAUGACACUGAAUUUGGAGAACUCUAUGUUUUCAAGUGGACUACCCUUCUUAUCCCUCCCACCACCCUCAUCAUCCUCAACAUCGUCGGGGUGGUGGCAGGGUUUUCUGAUGCCUUGAACAACGGCUAUGAUUCGUGGGGACCACUCUUCGGAAAGGUCUUCUUUUCCUUCUGGGUGAUCCUGCAUCUGUACCCCUUCCUUAAGGGUCUCAUGGGAAAGCAAAACAGGACACCUACUAUUGUGGUGUUGUGGUCUGUGCUGUUGGCCUCAGUUUUCUCCCUUGUUUGGGUCAAAAUCGAUCCGUUCGUCAGCAAGGUGGACAGUAAGAGUAUUGCUCAGAGCUGCAUUUCCAUUGAUUGCUGAAAAAAAAAACAAGCAAACCUUAGCAUAUAAUUUUUGUUAUCUUUGUAGAAUAAUUUUGGUUUAUUUUUUGAUAUAUGUAUGAAUUGAUCAUAAGCUGUUGGAGUAAAUUUUAAGCAAAUUCCACUUAUGGCAUUAGUUGGGUGUCUUUCUUUUUUAAGAAGUUACUCUUUAGCUAGUAGAGAGUAUUUGGCAUUGUAGAGCAAAAGGGUGUGAUGCACUACAUACUUUUACGUACAAACGUUAAUGUUAACUACCGUGUUAUUGGUUAAAA